CAGAGAAGGAAAAGAAAAAGCUGGAAAACAUCUUCUUCAACUUUUUUUCCUCUCUUUCCCGUGAACCCAAUAGAAGACCCAUUCCUCCAUCUUUUUUUUUUCACACCAAAAUUUCUUCAAAAUUCCAUCUCCAAUCAACUACCUAUUUUCUCCCAACACCUUUUCAAAGAAGAAUUUGAAGAAAAGAAGGGAAAUCAAAGAGAAAAUUCAAGGUUGAGGGAGAAUGAACAGUAACCAAGGGUUUGGAAAUUUAAAGACGAUGAAACCAGAAGCUGAAACUGCUUGUGAAAUGAGCACAGACUAUCACAAAUACUCUACGAUUAAUUUUGAAGAGACUGAAUUGCGUCUAGGGUUACCAGGAGGCAAUGCAAUUGAACCUGAGCUUGCUAAGCCUCAUGGAAAGAGAGGGUUCUCUGAGACUCAAGUGGAUUUGAAGCUUAAUCUUUCCACCAAAGAAUCACCAGAGAACGAUAUCGGAGAUAAGAAAAUGAAGGAGAAAGUUACUGUGCUUCCUUCCUCCGCUGAUCCGCCCAAGCCUCCGGCCAAGGCACAAGUUGUGGGUUGGCCACCAAUUCGAUCAAAAUUCCGAAUGUCUGUACAGAAAAACAGCAGUGAAGAGAGAGAAAAAGCGGCUGCCAGUGCCGCCACCGGCGGAGGUGUGGCAUUUGUGAAGGUGAGCAUGGACGGUGCACCGUACUUGCGAAAAGUGGACUUGAAAUUGUAUAAAAGCUACCAAGAACUCUCUGAUGGCUUGGGCAAAAUGUUCAGCUCCUUUACCAUUGGCAAUUAUGGAUCACAAGGAAUGAAGGAUUUUAUGAAUGAAAGCAGAUUGAUAGACUUAUUGAAUGGUUCUGAGUAUGUUCCAACUUAUGAAGACAAAGAUGGAGAUUGGAUGCUUGUAGGAGACGUACCAUGGGAAAUGUUCGUGGAUUCAUGUAAAAGAUUAAGGAUAAUGAAGGGGUCUGAGGCAAUCGGACUUGGCAUACCACACCUCACCACAGCACACCACUGGCCUUCAGUCAGCAUUUGUGACAUAUUCCCAUGACCUCCUCUAUAAUUAAAUUCAAUAACCUUCCGAUGACUAUAGAUGCACGCAAUCGAAAUGGCACGGUUAAUGU
Manihot esculenta (cassava) is the source of this 1118-nucleotide messenger RNA. RefSeq names its product auxin-responsive protein IAA16. Gene Ontology annotation, biological process: regulation of DNA-templated transcription. Gene Ontology annotation, molecular function: protein binding. The record is from RefSeq and is a predicted model, not a curated record. Lineage: Eukaryota; Viridiplantae; Streptophyta; Magnoliopsida; Malpighiales; Euphorbiaceae. The transcript is spliced from 6 exons. Bases 224 to 1045 code for a protein of 273 amino acids. Gene Ontology annotation, cellular component: nucleus.